AUGGCGACAAAACCACCACCAGGAAUACUCCCUCAGAAUAAGCAGACCCAAAAUCCGACAGCAAUCGAACAAGAAAAGCGAAUCGAAGAGGUUUUAUCAUACCCAAUUUUGUUGUCGGAUAGGGUUGAUGAAGCUGUAAAAGAGGCGGAAUCGUUCAAGUUAGAGUGCUUGGAGGUGGGCAAGAAAGUAGGUAAUCUUUGCCAGAUGCUACGCGCCGCCGUGCGUCUUUCCACCUCCACGACCGCUGGUGUUUCCUUCUACGACCGCCCCCUUCGUAGAAUCGCCGCCGAGGUAUCGAAACAUAUUGAAAAGUCACUGGCCCUUCUCAAGAAGUGCAAGCGGCGGAGCGUGCUCCGCCGUGUGGUUACCAUAGUCUCCGCCGCCGAUUUUCGCAAGCUGCUCGGCCACCUCGAUUCCUCAGUGGCUGAUAUGAAAUGGGUUCUCAGCAUCUUCGAAUCUGGCGCCGGCGGAGGUAUUGUUCUUAGUUUACCCCCCAUUGCGAGUAAUGACCCCAUUAUUUCUUGGGUUUGGUCUUUUAUUGCUUCAUUACACAUGGGUCAAUUGCAAGAUAAAAUUGAGGCUGCAAAUGAAUUAGCUUCAUUAGCUAAAGAUAAUGAUAGAAAUAAGCAAAUUAUAGUUGAAGAAAGUGGAAUUUCUCCUUUAUUGAAGCUCUUAAGGGAUAAUUCUUCCCCAGAUGCUCAAAUUGCAGCAGCCGCUGCCCUUUAUAAUUUAGCGAACGAUAAUGAAAGAGUGUCAUCGAUAAUUGAUGAAUUGGGGGUUCCAAUUAUUGUUCAGGUUUUAGGGGAUUCGCCAAUGAGGGUUCAAAUAAGUGUUGCGAAUUUGGUGGCUACAAUGGCAGAGCAUUGUCCAAUGGCACAAGAGGAUUUUGCAAGGGAGAAUGUGAUUAGGCCGCUUGUUACGUUGUUAUCAUUUGAUAUAUUCAUGGAGGAUCUGAAGAUUAGAGUAGGGAAACAGAGUAUUCAUUCCAUUGUGCAAAUUAACAAGGAGAUGGAGAAGAGUUUGAUUAGGCCGGGAUUUGGUUCGUCUUUGUCAAUGCAUUAUUCCGAGGGGAGUACCAAGGGAGGGAAUCACAGGAAGGAAAGGGAAAACGAGAAGCCAGAGGUGAAGCAAAAGUUGAAGAUUAAUUGUGCUGAGGCAUUGUGGAUGCUGGCUAGAGGGAGUGUACCGAAUAGUAGGAGGAUUACAGAGACAAAAGGGUUACUUUGUUUGGCUAAGCUUGUUGAAACCGAACAGGGGGAAUUGCAGUAUAAUUGCUUGAUGACAAUAAUGGAAAUAACGGCUGCUGCAGAAUCUAAUGCUGACCUUAGACAGGCGGCUUUCAAGACAAAUUCUCCAGCUGCUAAGUCAGUUGUGGAUCAGCUACUAAGGGUUAUUAAAGAGUCUGAUACCCCAAGGUUGAAAAUUUCAGCCAUAAGGGCAAUAGGUUCUUUGUCUAGAACAUUCCCAGCCCGGGAGACGAGGGUCAUUGGUCCCUUAGUCAAGCAACUUAGUCACAGUAAUCAGGACGUGGCUACAGAAGCUGCUAUUUCACUAGGGAAGUUUGCUUGUCCAGAUAAUUUUUUAUGCAUAGAGCAUUCCAAGACAAUUAUCGAGUUCAAAGGUGUUCCGCCUGUAAUGAGACUACUAAGGGACAAUGAACGGGCAACGUUGCAUGGAUUGAUUCUUAUCUGUUACCUAGCAAUAAAUGCUGGAAAGAGCGAGGAUUUGGAACGAGCUGGAAUUUUGCCGGCUUUUGAGGGGAUAGACCGUGCAUUUAUCGCUCAACAUCCCGAACUGAAAGAACUGAUUCCGCAGGCAAUCUACCAUCUAAGCGUGUUUCACCAGGCACACACUCAUUCGGGUUUGCUCACCCAAAUGCAGUUUUAA
Fraxinus pennsylvanica is the source of this 1887-nucleotide messenger RNA. The record is from the annotation of a GenBank genome assembly. NCBI's taxonomy places the organism in Eukaryota, Viridiplantae, Streptophyta, Magnoliopsida, Lamiales, Oleaceae.